CCCGACCUUUGAUGUUGUGCUGGUACUUUGGCCAAAGCAGCAGUGCUACGUGGCUGUUAUGGCAAAACAAACCGGGGUUCAGACUGAGGCCUGGAACAGGAGCUAUACCAUCUCUACCGCGGAACUGGGGUUCAGACUGAGUGCUGGAACAGGAGCUACACCAUCUCCACCACGGCACUGGGGGUCAGUCUGAGGCCUGGAACAGGAGCUACACCAUCUCUACCACGGCACUGGGGAUCAGACUGAGUGCUGGAACAGGAGCUACACCGUCUCCACCACGGCACUGGGGGUCAGACUGAGGCCUGGAACAGGAGCUACACCAUCUCUACCACGGCACUGAGGUUCAGUCUGAGGCCUGGAACAGGAGCUACACCAUCUCUGCCACGGCACUGAGGUUCAGUCUGAGGCCUGGAACAGGAGCUACACCAUCUCUGCCACGGCACUGGGGUUCAGACUGAGUGCUGGAACAGGAGCUACACCAUCUCCACCACAGCAUUGGGGAUCAGUCUGAGUGCUGGAACAGGAGCUACAGGAACUCUACCACUACACUGGAGAACAUACUGUGACCUGGAACGGGAGCUACAGGAACUCCACCACUACACUGGAGAACAUACUGUGACCUGGAACGGGAGCUACAGGAACUCCACCAAUACACUGGAGAACAUACUGUCACUGGGAACGGGAGCUACAGGAACUCGACCACUACACUGGAGAACAUACUGUGACCGGGAAAGGGAGCUAAAGCAUUAAGCAUCUCCGCCACUACACUGGAGAACAUACUGAGACCUGGAACAGGAGCUACACCAUCUCCUCCGCUUUCUACAAAGCAAGUGGGGGGAUCUUUUUACCAGGCAGCAAUGGUCUCGGAUAUGGAGAAUAUCCCAUAUGGUGUUAUUCAGAUAGUCUUAUCAAAUCUUUUCUCAAGCUUCCUGGCUGCUGUAGCAGUUGCUGCUGCUGCUGUUUGGUGUGUCAGAGACUCUCUGAAGGUCUCUGCCAUAGCUCAGAAAUGGGUUUUAGUGACAGGAUGCGACAGUGGCUUUGGACACGCCUUGGCUCAACAGCUUGACCAGCGAGGUUUCCAUGUUAUAGCCGCCUGUUUGACAGAGAAAGGUUCUUCACAGUUGAAGAAUGUCACAUCCUCCAGGCUAAAAACAGUCCUGCUGAAUGUUACAGAUAGCACCAGCAUAGAAAACACCGUGGAGUUUGUACACGCAGAGGUCGGGGAACAAGGUCUGUGGGGUUUGGUAAACAAUGCUGGACGGUCCACUCCCAUUGGCCCAUCAGAAUGGAUGCAGUUGGAGGACUUUAAGAAAGUUCUAGAUGUGAACCUGAUCGGGGUGAUUGAAGUCACCCUCAGGCUCCUCCCCCUUGUGAAGAAGGCCCAGGGCAGGGUGGUUAAUGUGGCCAGUAUCAUGGGGAGGCUGGCAUUAACUGGAGGAGGUUACUGCCUGUCCAAGUCGGGGGUUGAGGCCUUCUCCGACAGCCUGAGGAGGAACAUGAAGCCCUUUGGAGUGAAAGUCAGCAUUAUUGAGCCCGGCUUCUUUAAGACUGGAGUUACCAGCUUGGACCUCAUAGAAACAGACCUACAGAGGCUAUGGAACCAGCUCCCCGCAGAAGUGAGGAACUCGUACGGAGCAGCAUAUCUGGAGAAAUAUCUGGAAGCCCAGAGAUUCUCCAUGAACAUCCUGUGCAGUGCAGACAUCUCCAAGGUGACCGGGUGCAUGGAGCAUGCUCUGUCUGCGCGACAUCCCCGCACCCGCUACAGUCCAGGAUGGGAUGCCAAACUCAUCUGGAUCCCUCUGUCCUACCUCCCUUCAUUCCUGUCCGACUUUGCCAUCAAUGCCCUCCUUCCAGUUCCCGAAGACAAUCGGCAAUCUGCUUCCUGUACCUGAGGCAAGGGCAUCAUUUACAACCCCCCCACCCCCACCAGAACAGGUCAAAUAACAAUUUCAUAAUGUGAUUAGAUUAUACUUACUGAUGAGUAAGGUUGGGUCUUUCAGUGAUGGCAGAGUUAAGCGGUUAAAUGCACCAGCCUUUCUAUGUGUUUCACUCAUAGGCUGUUCCUAACAGCAGGCAACUGUCCGUAGAUUUUUUUUAAAACUUCAAGCACUUGUUACUGUUGCUACAAUUGCAUGUGUCAUUUCAUUCAUUUCCCACUACUGCCCAUGAAAUAUAUUAAUUAAUUUAAUAAAUGAAUGUUUAAAAAAAACACGAUUUCUUCAGCUUUUUUGUGAGUUUCAAGAACUUUUCCAUGACUGUUCUGUGACUUCAGCCAAUAUUUUCUGUGACAAACACCCAGCCUGUCGUAUUUUCCCUAAAAAAAACUCACCAGAAAUGAUCUUUUCACAGCUGUUCUUUAAAAAAAAAAAUUCCAGGGGGGCAUGCCAACGGACCCCACUAGGGGCUUGCAGUUCUCGGGGUCCAUGCAUUUCAACCCCCCCUAUAUUCAAACUAAAGUUAUGCCCUUGACCUGAGGAUAACCAGGUCCUGUGCCAAAACCAUGGUGAUGUUACAAAGACAUUACUCAUGACAUUUAAUAUUACUGCAUUUGCCAUGUAAAUUUUUCCAUGCAUUCAAAAUGUUAUCGUCCAACCAACUUGUUUCCUGUAAAGGUGGAAUUAUUUUGUGUUAUACUGUGUAAAGUUCUCAGUAAACCAAGGUGGUUUCCAGCUGGACUUACAAAAGUUAAGUUACACAAUCAGUUGAAUUUUUUGAUAAAAUGCAGUUGUUCUUUUGGGUACACAAUGAAAAACACCUAGCUCAUUUGAAGCCAGAUUUUGUGAUUUUGUAAGUGCAAAGUCCGUAGGCAAAGUGAGCGUUCCUCGUUAGCAGGACACACAGCAUUUGCCUUUUAAGCCACUAGUUCCCAAAUGUGGUUCUGGGGACCCUAUUUGUAUUCUGGUUUUUGUUACAGGCAAUUUCUUAAUCACUUAAGGAUGUUGAAAAAGUGUUUAAGUUCUAUAAUCUUUGUUUCUAAAAAAUGAUGUGAACACAUGGCAAAUUUGACUUGUUGCCACUGGUUCACCACUUAACUGUUCAUUUUACCAGAGACACAUGCAUUAAACUAAAAAAAAACAG
Anguilla rostrata (American eel) is the source of this 3078-nucleotide messenger RNA. It is a transcript of the gene rdh1, whose product is annotated as retinol dehydrogenase 1. Gene Ontology annotation, biological process: retinol metabolic process; steroid metabolic process. Lineage: Eukaryota; Metazoa; Chordata; Actinopteri; Anguilliformes; Anguillidae. The coding region runs from base 858 to 1892 and encodes 344 amino acids. Gene Ontology annotation, molecular function: all-trans-retinol dehydrogenase (NAD+) activity. Gene Ontology annotation, cellular component: intracellular membrane-bounded organelle. The transcript is spliced from 6 exons. The record is from RefSeq and is a predicted model, not a curated record.